Fundulus heteroclitus (mummichog) is the source of this 2822-nucleotide messenger RNA. RefSeq names its product mitochondrial E3 ubiquitin protein ligase 1a (gene mul2). Bases 125 to 1201 code for a protein of 358 amino acids. The transcript is spliced from 6 exons. Gene Ontology annotation, biological process: protein ubiquitination; organelle organization. NCBI's taxonomy places the organism in Eukaryota, Metazoa, Chordata, Actinopteri, Cyprinodontiformes, Fundulidae. The record is from RefSeq and is a predicted model, not a curated record. Gene Ontology annotation, molecular function: ubiquitin-protein transferase activity.
GGCCGAGACGUCACGUGACGGCUCCGUUGCCUACGUCACGUGAUACGGGUUACGUAGCUCACGCAGAUGUGUCGGUUUCUCAGGUUUCAUUUCGUCCAGAGCUGUGAUAGGACCCCCAGGGAGAAUGGAUGGGUUUUCUCUGAGCCUUACAGAGGCAGUGUGCCUUGGGGCCAGCUUAGGCCUCUCAGGCGUCUUCUUCUAUCUACACAAACAAAGCCGGAAAACUGUCAAAAAACUUGAAAACGCUCCACACCUGAGUAUAGAUGGAAAACUCAAAGACCUUUUGAACGUCACUCCUGGGGGCUGCCUGCAGUAUGUUGUGGUUGAAGGUACGGUUAAACCAGUGGACGAGCCUCUGAAGAGCCAGUUUCACAAAGAGAUUUCUGGCGUGUUGCAAAAAUUUACAAUAAAGGAGCACAGGCUGGUGUGGAGCAACAUUUCCCGCACAUGGAUGGAAUCAGAACGCAUCUUACACCAAAGAGUGAAUAUGGUGCCCUUUGUUCUGGUUGGAUCAGACCAGGCUGCCGUCAAAGUCCAGUCCCCUCUGCAAGCGGAUGGCGUGUACACAGAGAUUACCAAUGAGAAAUUUCAUCUGGCCAGUUAUGGUUUGGGAGAGCUUGUAGGAAUUUACCUCAGCGGAGAAAAGUCCAAAGGUCACCUGGAGAUUGAAGAAAUGCUUAAGGUGGGCACCACUCUUACCGGCAUCGGCGAGUUGACCCUAGACACAGACGGCACUCUGACUCUUCGGCCCCCCUCUGAUAAUUCACCGUACUUCUUGAGCUUGGCAGACUUUGAGACCCUGCGAAAUGAAACGGACACCAUAGCCGUUUGGUGGAAGGUGCUGGCCGUCGUCUCUGCCUUGGCGGGGACAGCGGUCCUCUUCUGGGCUGGCCUACGCUUCUACCGCACCGUACAAGUUCGCUGGAAACAGGAGCGAGAAAUCAGGGAGUUUGCGCGGCAGCAGGCUGAAGCCGCAAGACUGCGUGCAAACAGAGCCAACGCAGAGGGUCCUCAGGAUGGAGCUAACAGCAAUCAUGUGGAGAACGUCUGCGUGAUCUGUCUCAGUGAACCAAGGGACUGCAUCCUGUUAGACUGUGCGCACGUGUGCUGCUGCUACGUCUGCUUCCAAGCCCUCCCGCAAAAAACGUGCCCCAUCUGUCGACAGAACAUUGUCCGGGUUCUGCCGUUCUACCAGCCGUAGCGCACCUGUGUGACCAUUUGACCCCAGCGCACUAAGGCUCUAAAAUAAAUCUGAGUUAAAAAGACUUACAAACUUCUUUUUUUUUUUUUUUCAUUUAGCGAGGUACGAUGUGAAACUGCACCUUCACCAACUCCCAUCUCCCAGGCUCAGAUUCCUCAGCUGAUUCCUCAUGUAAAGCAGAUCACUGCUUUAUAUCAGAGGAAAUUGACAGCAGCAAAUGGAUAAAAUUGUGCACCUCACCCUUUUCCCACAGUGCUACUAAAAGCAAACAUUUAUUUCAUUAGUCCCCUGGUCUUAUCUAUCGAUUGUUCCCUUCAGGCUGUUCCACUAGCCCUGAAAACUGCCAUUAUCAAACCUCUUCUCCAAAAAAAAAAAAGCCACCCUCAAUGCAGAAAAGCUUAAGACAUACAGGCCUAUUGAGAACUUUCAGUUCUUGUCUAAAGUUUUGGAAAAGGUCAUUGCAGCAUGCCUAGAUGACCACCUUGCUGUCAUGAGAAAUUCAAGUCAGGCUUUUGCAGAGAAACAGCAGUGGUUAGGGUCCCAAACGACCUCAUGAUGGGGACUGAUGCUGAGUCCCUCCCUGCUGACCCCCAUAGACCUGACAGCAGCAUUUGCCACAGUGGACCAUGGCAGUCUACUCCGUCAGCUUCAAUACACCACAGGCUGACUAACGCAGCUCUGGAUUGGUUUCGCUCAUGUCUUCUGAGAGAUCAGAAUCUCCAUUGGGGAAGCCAGUCCACUGCUGGGUCCCUCAGGGCUUAGUCCUUGGCCCCACUUUGUUCGGCCUUUACAUCGUCAGUAUCCGCUCUCACCACCUGCAUUGAGGAGUUAAGAGCAUGGAUGAACUCCAGUUUUCCGUGACUAAACAUCUUCAAACUCAAUUACUGCAAUGCAUUUUUAGACAGAGCACCAACCAACCAUCCAUCCAUCCAUCCAUUUUCUGACUCGCUUAUCCAUCAUGGGGUCGCGAGGGGUGCUGGAGAGCACCAACCAAACUCAUCCAGAAAAGUCAGUACAAAACAUCCCUCCCCUGGGUACCGCUACCACUGUGGAUAGAAUACAAGGUGCCCCUGCUUACCCACCACUGCUCCAUCCUACCUCAGUCAUCAACUUGGUUCGAAGAAACCCACACCGUCUCCAUCCCCCCCUGGACUCAACUCUACACCAUGGGCGACGUUGCCUUCUGCUCUUCCUCACCUCGUAUCUGAAACGCUCUACCCAACUAACUGAGCCACAGACUGUGGAGCAUUUUAAGAAAGAACUGAAAACUCUUUUUUUUUAAAAGUGCUAUAGCCUUUAAAUUAUUUUUUUUCAAUGUGCUGCUUUUAGGGAUUGUUUGUCUUUUUCUCACUUUUGACCUCCUGUAGCACUUGCAAAAUCUUACAAACCCGAGAUUGUAAAAUUCAAAGUGCGUUAGCAAAAAUAUAUUAUUACUAUAACUGCUUGUGACAAGAAGAUUGAAAAACCUGGGCAUUUUUUUUAGCAAUAAAGAUGUUUAUUUUUGGUAAAUGUGCCUUAUGAAGAAAAGAAGGCUGCUGCUGUAUCAGUGUUAGAACUGUGCUGUAUACGUUUGGUUUUAACCUGAUUAAAAACAAUAAAGGUUUUACUGUUGUAGUUAGAA